This is a messenger RNA of Vicugna pacos (alpaca), 3271 nucleotides long. NCBI's taxonomy places the organism in Eukaryota, Metazoa, Chordata, Mammalia, Artiodactyla, Camelidae. The record is from RefSeq and is a predicted model, not a curated record.
CGGCCUGGGGGACCUUCGCGAGCCGGGAGUCGGCCACGGAUCCCCGCCUGCAGGUGCGCCCGUACCCCGCCGCGGUGCAGGGACACGCGAACUUUGGCCCCGCCCCGGCCCCGCCCCGCGGGCUUAUUUACAUGAGGCCGCCGCCCCGCCCGCAGCGCCUAAAGCGACGUGUCCUUGUCCCCCGUGGACAGCCCCAGCGCGUGCGGCCACGGACCUCAGCUCCGAAGGCCCGCCCCCAGAGCCAUUGCCCCCAGGACAACCAGUCUGGAGCCAUGAAGACUAAGAACCGGCCCCCCCGGCGCCGGGUGCCCCCACAGGAUGCAGAGGCCGCCCCAGGGGAGCGGAGGCCCGACAGGCUGCAGGGGCCGGGGGGCCGGCGGGAGAGCAGCGUCCAGCGGCGGCUGGAGAGCAACGAGCGCGAGCGGCAGCGCAUGCACAAGCUGAACAACGCCUUCCAGGCGCUGCGCGAGGUCAUCCCGCACGUGCGGGCCGACAAGAAACUUUCCAAGAUCGAGACGCUCACACUGGCCAAGAACUACAUCAAGUCGCUGACCGCCACCAUCCUGACCAUGUCCAGCGGCCGCCUCCCGGGCCUGGAUGGGCCCGGCCCCAAGCUCUACCAGCACUACCAGCAGCAGCAGGCAGCCGGGGGCGGGCUCGGGGACUCCGAGGCCCAGCCUGAGGGCCACCUGCAGAAAUACUCCACGCAGAUCCACAGCUUCCGAGAGGGCUCCUAGUGCCCCUGCGUCACCGGCCGCCUGGCCUGCGCAUCGGGCCCUUGGCCCUCUGCCACGCGGCUCCGUUUUCCCUGCAGGCGCAGCCGCCUCCCCAGGCACCACCUGGCCCCCAGAGACAAGACCAGUGAGUAGCCUGAUGGAGGCCGUGGCUCUGGGCAGCCUGCGGCCCAGACCUCAUUAAGGUCCCAGGAUCUGCUUUAAUUUAAUUGGCUAGGCAGGAGCUGGCUGGCCCUUGUAACUAAAUUCUCUUCACUCUUGGCUCCCUCCUGAGGCGAGGGGAGAUUCCAGGAAAAGGUUUGCUUGGGUAAGUUCCCCAGUUACUGAUGAGGCCGAGGCCCAGGGAGGGACCUCCCCUCAUCUGCAUCAUAGCCCCCUCAUUCGGGGUAAACUGAGGCACGGAGCAGAGAACACCCAAGGCCUCAAGGCAGGAGUGGCUGAGCAGAGGUGGUUGGAGCAUCUAGCCCAGCAUCCAUCAGAAGCCCUAAUCAGAGUCCCUCAGAUUGAUUCUAAAGGGACCUUUUCGGCGAGAGGGGCUGGGUGGGGUCUUUGCUCCCUCCUCUCAGGUGGGGGCUCCUGACUGUGGAGGGUCUGAGCCGGGUCCGAGGGUCUAAGGCCUGGUACUGAGGGUGUUGGAGACACGGCUGGGCAGACUGGGGAGAGAGGCCCUGGUUUCCCAGAGCAGUCAGGGUUCUCCUGAGGGGAGAUGGUCUGUUUCCGGGCCUCCCUCCGGGUCCCACCCAGGUCUGGUGCUCACUGUCGUGUGUGGUCAUAUAAGUGGCAGAGGAUGGUCUGACAGGUCUUCAGGAUGUUCUUGGGUCCUGGUUGGAUUUGGGGGCCCUGCAGGGCUCUCAGCGGGGAGGAGCCUGGGGUGGCAGGAGCUCCCCUCCCCCACCGGGUGCUGCCCCUUAAAGGUGGACUGGGCAGCUUGGCAGGUCCCAGCCGCCCUGGGCCACGCUUCCUUCUGUGGUGUUCCUGUCCCACUGGCUCUGACAGGCUUGGUGACUUUGCUCUCAACCCUGCUGGCAGCUUCCCUCCCUUGUCCACCUGCCCACAGCCAAUAUGGGGAGGGGACAGGGCCCUUGGCAGCCUCAGGCAGAAGUGACAGGGACUUCGGAGAGGGUGGAGUUGGCCUGGCACAUGGGGCCAGGCCUGCCAGAGCCCAGAUCUGUCCCAGAGCCUGCCCGCUCUGGGCACUGUGGGUGGGGGCUGAGCCCGGCCCGGAGUGGGGCUGCCACAGCCGAAGGCCCAUUCCCGCUGCACAGCUGCCCCCUCCCAGCCCUGGCAGUCGUGGCCCCAGCCACUUAACGCACCGCCAGGCUCCGUGUCAGCCCUGGCCACAGCGAGGGCCGUGGGUGGCACCUGUGGAAACAGCCAUCAGGUGCUUCAGUCCUAACUCUCCACAUUAGACACCAGCUGGACACCACCCCAUCCCCUACUUCCCCCACCCCACCCCUCACCGCUAGGCCUCAGUGCCAGGCAGUCCCCCAUCAUCCCAGCCGUCCUUCAGCAUGGGUCAGGGAGUGCUCCUAGCCUGCCCUCCAUGGGUGGCCACUCAAGAAGGUCGGGGUCGGAAGCCCACCAAUGGGAGCUGAGAUUGAGGGUGACUCUGAGCUUGGGACAGAUGGGGCCCUCGCCUGCCCUGCUGGGGGUGGUCUGCCGGCUGGAACACAGGAGUGGGAGGCCUGCAAACCCGGCGGCUCCUGUUCCUGCUGCGCUGAGGCCAGAGCAGGGCUCAGUGUAUCCCUGAACUUGCAAAGGAGCUGACAAACUGAAAGCACAGGGGUGGGGGUGCCAGCAGAGGCUCUGUCCAGGAGAUCAUGCCUGGUGACCGGGUGCCUGCGGGUCACCACCUUGCAAGAUGACAGCCUUUGUGGCUCUUUCUCUCUGUCCCAAACUGGCACCUGCACCCCUCUGCUUCCCAAAGGGUCACCUGGGCCCAGAUGUCCAUUUCUUCUCCACCUGCACGGCCUGUAGACCUUAAAGGGCCCAGGCCAGGUUCUGGGUGUUAAUAUGGGGGGGGUGAUAAGGGACAAGGGGACAGGCCUGGUGACAGGCUGAGGCACCCGCUGCCGGGUCUGCUUUGUCCACCCUCGUCUUGGACUCCAAGCCUGGCUGGAUGGUUCCAUCCUGCCUGGCCCUCCCAAGCUCUGUGUUUCCUAAAGUCAGAGAGUCGCACUCUGAGCCUGGCCGCCUCUCGGACAUGUGGGGCCGCGGACUAGCCUGCAGACGGGACCUGCGCCAGCGUGAGCCGUGACCUCGGGGGCGGGACCCCACAGACCGCACAGAGACGCCAGAGCUGCGACUUUUCUGCCUGGGAAAACCUACCUGGAACUGAACGGCCAGUGCCCCGCUGUAACUGUGGUGAACAGGUUUCUUAAAUGACCCAAAUUUGCUUUUAUUUUUCCUAGUGGCCUCUUCAAAGUACUAAUGAAACCAAAAUAAAAGAUUUCCUGGCAAUUGCCACUUCUGCCCCACGCUCCAGUGGGAACUGCAUUUGAAUCAUAAUGUAGCAAUAAAGACUGUUGCAUCCUUGA